AUGCACUUCGAUCUCGGCUACACCUCGCCCAUCAAUCCCGCCGGAGCAGAGCCUAAGCUCUCCGUCUCUCAAGUCUGGAAGGGGCUUGUCCAGAAAUGCAGAGCGCCCCAGGCAUUCGUGCCGGCCAUCAGCGAAUGCGAGAUUCUCUCAGAGGAUGACAACGGCCUCAAGCGGAUGGUCACUUUUCAAGCUGGCUUCGGGCCUCCAGCUGGCAAAGUCGAGGAGCACAUCACCUUUCAGCAUGAGCUGCGGGCUGACUUCUUGAUGGUCGGCAAAGGCAGUCAGAUCAGCAACAUCAUCACGCCUGGCAGCGGCGAGAGCGAUCUGUACCUCACCUACACCUUUUCGUUCAACGAGCCCACGAUCGAGCCCGGCACACCGGAGGCAGAAGCAAAGCUCAAGCAAUACACUGAGCAAGCCAAAGGCGUCGUACCCCGCAGUGUUGAUGAGAUCCGCGACAUGGUCAAGCAAGGCAAGAUAUAG
This is a messenger RNA of Mixia osmundae IAM 14324, 483 nucleotides long. RefSeq lists its product as uncharacterized. The transcript is spliced from 2 exons. The coding region runs from base 1 to 483 and encodes 160 amino acids. Lineage: Eukaryota; Fungi; Basidiomycota; Mixiomycetes; Mixiales; Mixiaceae. The record is from RefSeq and is a predicted model, not a curated record.